CGCAAUGCCCCACAACACCCGAGGUUCGGCGGGCCUGCCUCCCUCCCGCCGCGAUCUCCCCCUCCAGGCCCUCGGUCCGUCCGCUGGGGGCGCGCGCAGUGCGUGGUAGGCGGUGCGAGCGCGGGUCGCCUGGCGGUGCGUGGUUGCUAGGGGCGUCUGAGGCUGCCCGCUGGCCCACCAGGCCAAGGGAGGAAGCCGUGCGGAACCGGCGCCGAGCCGCUGCAAAGUGGGGUCCGCUCGGUGAGUGUGACCGCGGAGCCGGGAGAACGACCCACCGUCCACCCAACUCUCCCGCCUUUCCUUCUGCAAGAUGAGGUCAGUUUAUUGGCUGCUAAAGUAAGUUCUUCACAAGCUGUUCACUGGAGGGUCAGCUGAUGGUGGAUCCUUUGGACCUGGUCAGAGAGAGCUGACAGACUUCAAGGAUGCAGCUGCUACUACUGGAGGUGCAUGGCACCUUAUCUAAGCUGGGCCAUCAGGCCAUGUGGCUGUGAUGUGGGCCCCUCAUGGCCUCUGCAGGAACAGAGCACUAUCAUAUUGGCCUCCGCCAGGGAAACAACUUCAAGCAGAGUGGUUCCUCAGGUACAGUGACCCCCCAACCACCUGAGAAACGCUUUGAGGGCAGAGUCUGGGCUCAGGCCCAUCAGCAGGUGAAGCCAAUCUGGAAGCUGGAGAAGAAGCACGUGGGGACACUGUCAGCAGGGUUGGGCCCAGGCCUCUUGGGUGUCUCAUCCCAGUCAGCAUAUUUCUUUUGCCCCAGCACUUUAUGUAGCUCUAGGACUACAACCAUCUUUGCAGGCCACAGCAACUCCUGUUACCUGCACUCUCUCCCGGACUCAUUCAGCAGUACCCUGCUUUACCGCUGUUCUAACUACAGGCAUAAACCUUACCAGCAGCUGGAGUCUUUCUGCUUGCAUUCAAGCCUGUCAGAAAAAAGACCUUUUUCUCUCCCUCAAAAGAGCCUCCCCGACAGACUCACUGCCAAUAAGGCCACUUCUCCCAUCAUCUCCCCUAUGGCGCAGCCCAUGGCAUCUUCAUCCACAGAUCCACACCUCUCACUGGGAGCAGCUGGGGAAAACCCUUCAGGGAAGGGCCUGGCCUCUGCUAUCUCAGGGAAGAUCCCAUCUCCACUCUCCUCUGCUCCCUCUUUCUACAAGCCCAUGCUAAAUAACAACUCCUUCAUGUGGCCAAGUAGCACUAAAGUGCCUUUUUUGCAGGCCACAGAGGGCCUGAAGCCAAUAUCUUCACCCAAGGUCCAACUCGUCUCCUGGCAUCAUUCAGGGAACACUGGAGACUGUGCCCUCCAGCCUAUUGGACACAAGGUACCCAAGAACAAUGACACUAUCCUAGAUGAUGCCCCUGCUCAUGGCACCCAGCCCACCCCUAGCUCCUCAGACACUCCCACCACCAGUGUUGGCGCUCCCCAGUACCACCGGAGUAACUUAUCUAUGAAGGCAGAGCCACGUCCCUGUGGCCUAGAUGACAAUUCGGUUUCCAAGGCUCUGACUAAGGAGAUCCAGUUCACUGAGGCCGUGAGGAGGCUGACUACAAGAGGCUUUGAGAAGAAGCCGAGGACAGGUCACCAGUUUGAACAAUGUUGUUUCAUGAACCCCACCUUGCCAUGGGAUCUCAUUAAUAGGAACAGACUGUGGAAGCCUCCUGUGAUAGGCCAGCAGCUCCCUCAGGAGGAUGGUGGAACAGACAGUAAGAUCCUUUCUGGAGCUUCAGACCCCAUGGAGUUGGAUAGUACAGCCUUCUGUACCAAACGCAUCAGCAUUCACCUCUUUGCAUCACACGCUAGUGGGCUCAGCCACAGCCCCACCUGUGGAUCUGCGAUCAGCUCACCACCACUUGGAGGAGAAAAAAUUCCAGUUCUGCCUCCUGCCCCUCAGCUCCUUGGCAUAGCUGAUGUGGCCACCCAGCUCUCUUCCAUCCAUCUGGGCCAGCUUGAGAAGGAAGAGCCUAAGGAAGUCAGGGAGCUAGACUCACCUGCUAGAGAUAUUGGUUCAGCUACUGACCUCCAGCUGGACCAGGUUGAGGCUGAAGAUCUGGAAGAAGAGCUAGUUGAUGGUUUGGAAGACUGCUGCAGCCAUGAUGAGAAUGAAGAGGAGGAGGGAGACUCCGAGUGCUCCUCAUUCAGUGCUGUCUCCCCCAGCGAGUCGGUAGCAGUGAUCUCUCGAAGCUGCAUGGAAAUUUUGACCAAACCCCUUUCCAGUGAGAAAGUUGUCCGACCAGCUCUCAUCUACAGUCUCUUUCCCAACGUGCCCCCCACCAUCUAUUUUGGUACUCGGGAUGAGAGAGUGGAGAAACUUCCCUGCGAGCAGAGAAAACUGCUCCGGUGGAAGAUGAGCACCGUGACACCCAACAUUGUCAAGCAGACCAUUGGACGAUCCCACUUCAAAAUCAGCAAGAGAAAUGAUGACUGGCUGGGCUGCUGGGGUCACCACAUGAAGUCUCCUAGUUUCCGGUCCAUUCGGGAGCAUCAGAAGCUGAACCAUUUCCCAGGUUCAUUCCAGAUUGGGCGAAAGGACCGACUGUGGCGGAACCUGUCCCGCAUGCAGAGCCGCUUUGGCAGGAAGGAGUUCAGCUUCUUCCCCCAGUCUUUUAUCCUGCCCCAGGAUGCCAAGCUCCUGCGCAAAGCCUGGGAGACUAGCAGCCGCCAAAAGUGGAUCGUUAAACCACCAGCAUCGGCUCGAGGCAUUGGCAUCCAGGUCAUUCACAAGUGGAGUCAGCUCCCCAAGCGAAGGCCCCUUCUGGUUCAGAGGUAUCUGCACAAACCCUACCUCAUCAGCGGCAGCAAGUUCGAUCUGCGAAUCUAUGUUUACGUCACCUCCUAUGAUCCUCUACGGAUUUACCUCUUUUCAGAUGGACUCGUCCGCUUUGCAAGUUGCAAGUAUUCCUCUUCCAUGAAGAGCCUUGGUAACAAGUUCAUGCACCUGACCAACUACAGUGUCAAUAAAAAGAAUGCUGAGUACCAGGUCAAUGAAGAUGAAACAGCCUGCCUGGGCCACAAAUGGGCACUGAAGGCUUUAUGGAACUACUUGAGCCAGAAGGGAGUAAAUAGUGAUGCCAUCUGGGAGAAGAUAAAGGAUGUUGUCGUCAAAACCAUCAUCUCGUCAGAACCCUAUGUGACCAAUCUUUUGAAGAUGUAUGUGCGGCGGCCCUACAGCUGCCACGAGCUCUUUGGCUUUGACAUCAUGCUGGAUGAGAACCUCAAGCCGUGGGUCCUGGAAGUCAACAUUUCCCCGAGCCUCCACUCCAGCUCUCCACUGGACAUCAGCAUCAAAGGCCAGAUGAUCCGUGACCUUCUGAACCUGGCAGGCUUUGUUCUGCCUAAUGCAGAGGAUAUUGUUUCUGGCUCCAGCAGCUCCAGCAGCUCUACCACCAGCCUGCCCAGCUUCCCCAAGGACAAAUGUCGAGUGACCCCAGAGCACUUCACUGCACAGAAGAUGAAGAAAGCCUAUUAUUUGACCCAGAAAAUUCCUGAUCAGGACUUCUAUGCAUCUGUGCUGGAUGUCCUGACACCAGACGAUGUUCGAAUUCUGGUUGAGAUGGAGGAUGAGUUUUCUCGCCGUGGUCAAUUUGAAAGAAUUUUUCCUUCUCGAAUCUCUUCUCGCUAUCUCCGCUUUUUUGAGCACCCACGAUAUUUCAACAUUCUCACCACCCAAUGGGAGCAGAAGUAUCAUGGCAACAAACUCAAAGGAGUAGAUCUGCUUCGGAGUUGGUGCUACAAAGGGUUCCACACAGGAGCCAUCUCUGAUUCUGCUCCAAUGUGGUCUCUCCCGACAUCACUUCUGACUGCCCCAAAGGGUGACAUGAUGCUCAAUGCUUUCUCCACACUGGAGUCUGGCAAGCUGGGAAAACACAGCUCCUCCAAGGGAAGCAUGCCGCUGUCUGAAGAUGCGAUCAUGCCCAAGCCCUGGAAGACCCAGCCUGGCCUUUCUUUCCUGGGGAAACCCAGUUCCUCAAAGGACAGUGAAGAUAGCAGUAAAGAGCCCAGCCUUUCCACCCAGGUGGUACCUAUGAUCAAGUACUCUGGGCGGAGUUCGAGACUCUGUGCUUCCUCUGUCUCUCAGUCGACUGGUGACUCCCUCCUGGCUGCUGUGAGCCCAUGACAGUCCUCUCUCCACAGCUCCUGCUCAGGAGCACCAGUGUUAGCUACCUCAUGGGAACCGGCCUGCUGGCCAGCCCCAGCCCCCCCUUCCUCCACCUGGCCCCUUCUCAGAGUAUUUUUUGAAGUGCAGAAGAUGUGUAUCUGGAGAGCUGGAGGGGUGGUGGGGAUGGGGAGAAGGUGAGGAAAGUUCACUGGCUGGUACCUCAUAUUUCAGCGGAGAAGCCAAUGAUGGCCACUCAGCCUUAUAAAGCAGGGUUUGGUUUGUACCUUUAGAGAGCUAUGUGUGGUUUGUUUUAGGCCUUGGUGCAGUAAUUGAGUUAUAGCUUAAGGGGAGAAAACAUACUGAACAUAUCUGGGCCUGAAGUCCUUUGUCUGUAAUUGAGGAGCUUCCUCUGAAGGUGCUCCUUUCUUCAGGUUGCACACCUCCCCCUCCACCCCCACCCCAGUUCUGUGGAGCCACUUAGACAAACCUUCCUAUUUCCUCAGUAGACAGGCAGGGAGAGGCCAUGCCAUGAACCAGUUUCCUAUCAGCCUAGUCUUGGGGCUUCACCACCUCCAGAUCACUUAUCCUUUCAUGGACACACCUAAGAAGUAGUCCUAGGGCUUCCUGUUUUGACCUUGUUAACCUUCUAGAUUUCACUCUCAUGGAUGUUGGCUCUCAGCUCUCUGUGAGAUGAGAGGUUUUGUGAACUGCUGAAUUUCCCAUGGCCCCAGUGAAGGACCCUCAAUGAUUCCAGUUGCUACAGGAUUAUGUCUAUAUCCAUAUGCCAAGAGACACAGUCCAGGGGGUGGGUGGAAGGAGCUGUGAUUUCCCCAUAACAGGAAGUCUCCGGUUCUGCUUAUUCCCUCUGCUGUCUCUGAUUAGUGGGCCCUGGCUCAGAGGUUGCUCGGGCGAGCAGGCUGGGGACAUGGUGGGUGGGUUUCAGAAGCAGUCACCAUCGUAGGAUGGGUUUCCAGUUAGACCACUGAUUAAAUUCUGUACUGUUAACUGAAUCUACCUCCCUCCCCAAGACUCAGGAAAUGGUGAGAGUUUGAGUAAAGUUGACUGACUGAACCGAACCAAGGGAGACCUCAAAGGACGCAAGCGCCUGGACCAGAAGUGCUGCUCUCUUCCAGGAGAAGCCCAAGGGCAGCCCAAGAUGGGAGAGUUUGGCUCAGAGGUUGUUUUCACUUGAGCUGUGUGCCUCCUGAACCCAGUACUUCCUGGUUGCUGCUCGCCCCCUCUCCAGUUCUCUGGAAACCGACCUCGGUUCUUUGGCUGCCUUCUGAGAACCCCCCAGACAGUACAGCUGACCUGUUUCCAUCCCUGUAACUGGACCGAGGACCAGCAUUGCCGCACAGUGGGAAUGGAGGGGAGGAGGGAGGCGGGGAAAGACUUAUGGAAUUAAAUGAGUGAUGAAAUAGA
Manis pentadactyla (Chinese pangolin) is the source of this 5516-nucleotide messenger RNA. It is a transcript of the gene TTLL4, whose product is annotated as tubulin tyrosine ligase like 4. The record is from RefSeq and is a predicted model, not a curated record. Lineage: Eukaryota; Metazoa; Chordata; Mammalia; Pholidota; Manidae. Bases 504 to 4112 code for a protein of 1202 amino acids. Gene Ontology annotation, cellular component: cilium. The transcript has 20 exons. Gene Ontology annotation, molecular function: tubulin-glutamic acid ligase activity; tubulin binding. Gene Ontology annotation, biological process: microtubule cytoskeleton organization; protein polyglutamylation.